CUGCCUCCUAUGCCUUUAAUCUCCCCCCACCUUUGGGAAGAGCAUCUCUUUUCUUUGCAGUAAGGCAAGGACCGCGUGGCUCACUUGGGGAGGAGGAAAGAGAGGGUGACAGGAGAGGCAACGGCGGCUGCGGGAGAAACUCAGAGAGGUCUCUCUCCCCACCCCUGCUGGGCCUCUUUCCGAGCCCCCCAUUGCACACUUGGUGCAGAAAGCCACGCCGAGAGCAGCAGCAGCAGCGGAGAUGUCUUCGGAGAAAACAGGACUCCCUGAUUCUGCCCCCCACACCUCUCCCCCGCCCUACAACAACCCUCUCCAGCCUCCUCCUCCACCCCCACAGGAUGCCCCCAUCCCCGGGUACAGCGACCACCCUCCCACCACGGUGCACUCGGGCACGGCCACGUUGCCCCGGCUUGGUGGGGCUGCGACCCUGCCUCGCCCUCCCCCUACAUCGGCCACCCUCCCACGGCCACCCCGCCACCAUUCAGCCACCCUACCCCGCCUUCCCCCUGAUCCCUACAUGCAGGAAACACAAUUCAAUGGAGCACCACAGGGAUACGUAGUACAGACUCAUCCUCCAGUGGGGUCCCUACCGAUUGGUGGCUACAUGCAUCCGGGAUACCCUGUCCAGCUACAACCCUGCACAGCAUAUGUACCCGUCUACCCAGUCGGGGCGCCAUAUCCUCAGGCCAACCCUCCUCCACCACCUGCUUUGUCCCCAACACAGGUGACCCCUGGCAUUGCGAUCCUGGAACCACGGCGCCCGCCACAUGACUACCUUCCCAUCGCCGUCCUCACCACCAUCUGCUGCUUCUGGCCGACGGGCAUCAUUGCCAUCAUCAAAGCUGUGCAGGUCCGGACUGCCGUCGCCCGUGGUGACAUCGUAUCAGCUGAAAUUGCCUCGCGGGAGGCCCGCAACUUCUCCUUCAUCAGCCUAGCGGUGGGUAUUGCUGCCAUGGUGCUGUGCACCAUCCUGACCGUGGUGAUCAUCAUCGCCGCCCAGCACCACGACAACGAUUGGGACCCCUAGCAACCGACCCUUGCCUCCGUCCUGCUCCGGCCCCCCAUCAGCUGGCGUCAACAGCCCUGAAAAACCCUGGCCACCAUCGCUCCCAAGGAUGGUCCUUGGAAACCGUACUCCCCAGCGGUCCUUAGCAACUAUCUCCUCUUCCCUGCCAACGGCACUCAAAAAGCUUGGCAACUAUCUCCCCGUCGGCCCUGUUAGUGGUACUUCCUCAGCGAACGGCUUCCGGACGUUGAAGAUGAGAUGGAAAGCUGACAUGCCUUCAUCUCUGAAUUUCCAGCUUCCUAGCAACAUGUUCUUCCCACCAUCAGUUCUUCGCAAGAAUCCUUCCUUCCUGAAGAGGAGGCUUCAUCUUCUGUGCCCAUGUCUGUUCCUGCUGCAUUUGCAUGCCCAAGUCUUGGUUUGAGAUCUGCCUUUUUCCAUCCAGGAUUGCUUGGCUGAAUGUUUCAGAAGGCCUUGCCUCUCAAAAUCUUGCACAGCCUCCGAGAAAGUUAUUUCCCCCCUUCCUGAGUUGGGACUUUACUUCAACAGUGGGUCGAGUGACCCAAUAUUUAAGGAAAGGGGUUGAUUCUCUCUGCUUCCCUGUUUUUAUGUUUGUUUUGUUUUUCUACUCCAAUUCUUCCUGCUGCCUAACUAUAUAACAAGAUCUUGCUCUGUCCUUUUGGCUCUUGUUUUAGGUGAGAAAAGCAUAAUUGCUUCCACAAUCCACCUAGUCUUCAACCUUUUUUACAUAGUUAAGGUAACAGUUCAGUUAAUAUAACCACAUGAACCUAAGGCAUAUAAAUACUUCCUCCGCCUAUUCCAAGAUGUUCUUUUUAGUCUUAACCCCUAUCUUAACACUCAGUUUCCUUUCUUACACACUUCAUUGCAUACUAGUAUGUUCUUCCAUUGAAUACUUUCCCCUUUUGUUGUGUGGGGAGAAUGAAAGUUAUUGAAAUCCUUAUGCUUUCCCAUCCUGCACUAAAUGGUUCAGAUAGCGUAUAAUAUACAGUAGGUUCUCCAUGUUCACAGAUUUUACUGUAAAAAUAAUCCAAAAAGCAACUCUUAAUUUUGUCAUUUUAUAUAAGGGACACCAUUUUCCUACGCUAUUGUACAUAAUGGGAUUUGUGUGUCCAGAUUUUAGUAUUCAAUAGGGAAACAAACUCUGUUGGAUAAGAUACCAAUGGCCCAGGGUACCUAUAUGCCGUUCUGACAGUAAUCUAAGGAGAUGAGUUUUUAAGGAUUGCAACAAAGAAUAGCUUUAAAUGUUGGCUCAGUAUUGAUGUUUAUUUAUAUAUAUAUAUCUUUUCUCUGCUGCCACAGUUGACGCUCCUUGAACACAAAGCCACUUUAAAAAUGAACUCCAAGGAUGUUUUUAAAGGAGAAAAUGGGUGGGAAAGGGAAAUUUAUAUGAAGAGGAAUCAACCACAAGUCCUCUGAAAAAAGCCAAGGUGAUUUUUGAAGAGAUGGAAAUGGGAAAUGGCACAAAAAAUAUUUGGAGAAAGAAUGGCAGGGUGGCCAUUGCAAUGAAAUAUGUGGUUGCCCAUUUAUUCACGGUGUGAUGUUUGCAGCUAGUAAGUACUAUCUGAUCAAAGAGAGAACCAAGGGUGAAGUUAGAAGCAGGUUUACGUUUGUUUUACAGUGAUUUGUACAACUUAUUAAGAUCUGGUCUGAACAUAAUGGCAGGUUAGACAUCUCCUCUAAAGACCACAUGCAUGGGAUCCCAUUUCAUUGCUUCUGCAUCCUAAAUAGACCUUGUAAAGAGAAGCAGGAUUGUGUAUGGAAUAAGAGGCACAAACAAGGGUUGAAAGGCCCACUCCACUAUGAAGUUUGAGGUUAUAUUUUAGUUGAGCAUACCUCACAGGAUUGUUGUGUGGGGUUAAGCAAAGGGGCUCUUUGGAGGAAAGCUCAGAUUGCAGAAUCAUAGAAUAACAGAGUUGGAAGAGACUUCAUGGGCCAUCCAGUCCAACCCCCUGCCAAGAAGCAGGAAAAUCGCAUUUAAAGCACCCCUGAAAGACGGCUGUAAUAAAUAGAAAGCAGCUAUAGGAAGUACAGAGAUGGUAGGCAGCCCUUUGACUGGGAUUCAAGACUGGCAAUUCCUGCUUUAAUACUGAAAAGCUACAGUCCAUUCUUCUACUUUUUUGUUGCAGAGGUAGUCUGUUUUAUCACAGCAUGUAAUGUGGCAGAAUUCUGUUCUGUACCACCUCCAGGAUAAGCAUAUUAUUCAGUAUUCCCUAAAUACAGAGGUACUUACAUAAAGUAAGCUAGCAAGGAAAGGAUAAUGUUAAGCAUUUCUUCCUGGUAUGUGAGCUUACUAUAUACAGGGAAUGUAUCUGCUCUGCUUUGUGGAGAAAAUGCCAAAACAUGACCUCAUUCCACCUGCAGCCACAGUCCAGCAUUUCAUGAAUGAAAACACAUCCAAGGUGAGACAAGGGCACAGAAGUGAGUGCGUAUUUAAAUCUGUGCCUCUCAAAAGUAGGGGUCGAAAAGCUGCAGUGAGUUUCCAGGAAAGCAAAAAACAGUUUCAGUCAAUGGGCACCAACAUGGAGUUGGUCCUUCACCCUCUGGGAAACAAACCCUGCUGGUCUUCCAAAGACAGCUUCCAAUGCGCUAGUUCAAAUCACAAACUGGGGGGCACAAGGGAGAAUGAAAAAGAAGGGUAAAUGCAAAAAAUGGGGCUGAUCUACUUUUUGUUUCCGGUGCCUCCCCUUUGCCCAACGUGUGCCAAACCCCGCCGUUCUGUCACAUGGAACAAUCCAUUCCUCCCCUCCCUUUUUUCUCAGAUGUUGGACUCCGUGAUUAUAUUAUACUACUGUUUGCAAGUGACAUGAUUACAGAAUCUCUAUAACUUAAUAAAGACACUUGAUUAUCAA
Messenger RNA from Anolis carolinensis (green anole), 3873 nucleotides. It is a transcript of the gene prrt1, whose product is annotated as proline rich transmembrane protein 1. Lineage: Eukaryota; Metazoa; Chordata; Lepidosauria; Squamata; Anolidae. The coding region runs from base 242 to 1027 and encodes 261 amino acids. The transcript is spliced from 4 exons. Gene Ontology annotation, cellular component: membrane. The record is from RefSeq and is a predicted model, not a curated record.